CGCGAGGAAAAAAGCAGGCGCCCACAGCCCACACGCAUCUCUCUCUCUCUCUCUCUCUCUCGAGAUUCCCCCUCUUGACCUCUAUAUAUACAAACCCAAUCAUCUCUACCUCUUUAUCCUCCAACUGCAGUCUUCGGAUUUCAAUCUCUCUUGACGCUCUUCUCUUCUCUCGUCUUCUCUUCUGGAAAACCCCUCUCAAUGGUCGGAGCCCUAACCUUCCCCGUCGGAAUGACCUUGCGAUUGUCGCCUUCUGCCGCCGGAACCGCGAGAUCUGGACGGCUGACGCCCCUGAUUCGUUGCGGAGCCACGAUUCAGGCUCUGAAGAUUCGGAAGGCGUCGAGCCUCUACGAGGUGCUGCGGGUGGAGCGCAGUGCUACGGCGAUGGAGAUCAAGGCGGCGUACCGGAGCCUGGCCAAGGUGUACCAUCCGGACGCCGCGCAAUCCGAGCCGUCGGAUGGCCGCGACUUCAUCGAGAUCCACAACGCCUACGUGACUCUCUCCGAUCCGACGGCCAGAGCGCUCUACGAUCUGUCUCUCAGCGAUGCCGCCGGGAGCCGGCCGUUUGCGUACUCCCGCAGGAGUCCGUACGGGUCCUACCCGACCCGCACGUGGGAAACGGACCAAUGUUGGUAGCCGGAACCGGAGCCAGAGUACUUUUUUGUUUUAUUUUCUUUUUUUUUUUUCCAGAAAGUUUUGGGAAAUAGCCACAGAUGUUUCCAAAUAUUAUGUAAAUUCCGAUCACAAUUAUAUUCUUCCGAGAAAAAAACAAGGGUAAAUAGUGAAUAGUAAAUACAUCUGGUUUAUUUUUCUUUUGAAUUCGGACUGUCCUUUGAUCUUUGUGUUGUCUUCAACCAGUUUGGCUACAAAGUUUAAUUAGUUUAGUUGUUUGGGAUGAA
Molecule: messenger RNA, 896 nt
Organism: Diospyros lotus (date-plum)
Lineage: Eukaryota; Viridiplantae; Streptophyta; Magnoliopsida; Ericales; Ebenaceae
Product: chaperone protein dnaJ 11, chloroplastic
Exons: 1
Coding region: 199-633 (144 amino acids)
Source: RefSeq, a predicted model, not a curated record